This is a messenger RNA of Diospyros lotus (date-plum), 1261 nucleotides long. RefSeq names its product heme-binding-like protein At3g10130, chloroplastic. NCBI's taxonomy places the organism in Eukaryota, Viridiplantae, Streptophyta, Magnoliopsida, Ericales, Ebenaceae. The record is from RefSeq and is a predicted model, not a curated record. Bases 94 to 993 code for a protein of 299 amino acids. The transcript is spliced from 8 exons.
UUACUUCAACAGACCUUAAGAAAUAUCUAACCACCAUUUCCGAUUGCAUCAACAGAAAUUCAAAAGAAGCCGCAAAAGAGAAGCUCAAACAAAAUGCUUCUCAGCAGCAAACCCCCCUCAGUCAUCAUCCAAUCUUUCACUUCCACGAAACCUAAUUUCAAGCGCUUUCCGAUCACUGACAGAAGCAGCUACAUCUGCUGCAGCAGUAUUACUCCAAAGAGGAGAAGAGGAGGCAUGUCUGCUUUUGAAGCUCGGGUCUCUCUCGUCCUCGCCCUGGCCGCCCAAACAUCCUCCCUCUCUCAGCGACUUCUGACGGAUUUGGCGACCGAAACUGUUAAAUAUGUAUUUCCGCGGAGGUUCGAGAGUCGGAACUUAGAGGAAGCUUUGAUGGCCGUUCCAGAUCUUGAAACAGUGGAAUUUAAGGUUUUGAGCCGGACAGACCAGUAUGAGAUAAGAGAAAUUGAGCCUUACUUUAUAGCAGAGACAACAAUGCCUGGGAAAUAUGGAUUUGAUCUCAAUGGUGCAUCACAAUCCUUUAAUGUCUUAGCCGAGUACCUGUUUGGUAAGAAUAAAACAAAGGAGAGAAUGGAGAUGACUACCCCUGUUUUUACUAGUAAGACACAAUCUGAUGGAGAGAAAAUGGAAAUGACAACUCCUGUGAUAACAAGGAAGCAGGAAGGUCAAGACAAGUGGCAGAUGUCUUUUGUCAUGCCCUCGAAAUAUGGUUCCAACCUGCCAUUGCCCAAAGAUCCAUCUGUGAGGAUCAAAGAGGUGGAAAGGAAAAUUGUUGCUGUCACUGCCUUUUCAGGCUUUGUCACUGAUGAAGAGGUUACACGUAGGGAAUCAAUUUUAAGAAAUGCUCUAAAGAAUGACCCUCAGUUUCAAAUAAAAGAUGGUGCAUCAGUUGAAGUUGCUCAGUACAAUCCACCAUUUACGCUUCCAUUUACUCGUCGCAAUGAGAUUGGUUUGGAAGUUGAAAGGAAAUUAGAGUAGUGAACAUAAAAUAUUUAGUGAUUUUGUAGUACCAAACUUGCAUAUUUUCCUUGUAACACUGGCAAAAUUCCCUCACUUUAUCAGCCCUCUGUAAAAGCCUUGCAAUUGAUGAUGCAUACACUAUGUUAAAAAUUAUCUUCCUGCACUUAAUGGUAGCUGAACUAGGUUGUAUAUAACACGCAGAUUUUGUUCUGUCUUAGCCAUAGUAAUUGGCUUCAGAACCUAUGUAUAUAAUUCCAGAAAAAGGUUGAUGAUGCAGUUUCUAUUA